AUGGCUGCGGAAGUUCUCGCUGACCUGGGACUCUACGCCGACGAGGAGACAUCGCAGCUGAGGCUGCUAGAUCCCCACAAUGACCACUCGACGACACUGCGAGACCAUUGCAAGAAGUUCCUCACCCAAAUGGAGAACUUUAACGAGAUCAGUGACAAGUUCCUCAAAAUUAGCGAUGAGCUCAGUGAACAGGUCGAUCGGGAGCGGAUGAGAGCGAUGGGGAGUCGGAAUCGACUCCUAAUGGUGGAUCAUGAGAAAGAACGGCGUAGACUGCAGAUGGACCAGCUGCUGCUUGAAAGGCGAGUUCAGCUUGAGAGACUGAGAGCUCAAGCGAACAGUCUACGCGCAGCUAAGGAAGACAUUCAGCAGAUGUUGAAUCGAGCCCGAGGUUGA
Molecule: messenger RNA, 393 nt
Organism: Galendromus occidentalis (western predatory mite)
Lineage: Eukaryota; Metazoa; Arthropoda; Arachnida; Mesostigmata; Phytoseiidae
Gene: IFT20
Product: intraflagellar transport 20
Exons: 1
Coding region: 1-393 (130 amino acids)
Biological process (GO): protein localization to cilium; cilium assembly
Cellular component (GO): ciliary base; non-motile cilium; centrosome
Source: RefSeq, a predicted model, not a curated record